Molecule: messenger RNA, 2258 nt
Organism: Penaeus indicus
Lineage: Eukaryota; Metazoa; Arthropoda; Malacostraca; Decapoda; Penaeidae
Product: thyroid receptor-interacting protein 6-like
Exons: 8
Coding region: 15-1973 (652 amino acids)
Biological process (GO): cell-cell adhesion
Cellular component (GO): focal adhesion; stress fiber
Source: RefSeq, a predicted model, not a curated record
CCCCCCUCGCCGCCAUGUUCAACAACACCUACAGCAACGUGACGGAGGAGCUGAGCCGCCUGCACCUGAGCAACGCGACGCCGCAGCAGUACUCGCCGGGCAUCGGGAAGAAGAUCGGGCCCGUCGUCCCCCCCAAGCCCAAGAAACCCCCGCCGCAGCAUGGCCACGCCUCCGCCCUGCACCAGGAAGGCCAGGAGCAGGCUGUGUACGGUAACAUCGGCAUGGGCGCUGUCCACGGCCUCUCCUCCGCCCCCUCCAGUACCCACGCGGGCGUCGAGGACUACUACGCCGUUAAUGCGCCCGCCCCUGGCACCGUGGGCGUGGCGUCGGCGCGCAUCAUGAGCAGCGGGGGCGGCGCGGGCGGGGGCGUCGGCGCGCUCGGCCGCGGCCUGGACGCCCCUCUGCCCGCGGGCGGCGACUUCAGCGGUGUGAUCGUGCCGGGCGCCGUGUACACGUCGUCGGCCGCCAUGGCGCCCGCGGGCGGCCUGGGCGGUGGCGGCGGCCUGGGCAUGGGCACGUACACGCCGCCGCCGCCCCAGCCCGCCCACAGCUACACGCCCACGUCGCGGGUGGCCGUGCCCAUGAGCGCGCAGCCGCUCUACUCCAACACCGCCUCGCAGCCCAUCUACAACAACUCGCCACGCGCUCACCACGCCCACGCGGGCGGCGGUGGAAGUGGCGGGGUGGGCAGCCAUUCGCCCCCGCCCCCCCUGCCCGCCUCCCAGCCGCCCACCAGCCAGCACGCCCGCGCCUACGCCAACAUGAGUACCAACGGCGCCGCCUACCCGCCCACGCACGCCCUCUACGCCAACCUGGACGCCGGCACGCCCACGGGCCUGUCCCAGUACGCCACCUUCGGCCCCGACGAGGACUUCCCGCUGCCGCCGCCCGACGAGGGCCCGCCGCCCCCCUCGCCGCCCUCGCCCGUCUCGUCCUCCUACUCGGAGCUCCGCCGCGCCACGCCCACCGCCGGCGCCCACCACAACGGCGGGGCGCACGUGGUCACCAGCAGCGCCGCCACGCCCACCGCGGUCCAGGGCGGCCCGGUGGGCGUGGGCGGCGUAGGAGGAGGGCCUGGCUCCAACUACGGGACGUACGCGCCGGGGUCGCACACGAGCUCAACCUACGAGUCCAUCUACGAGCCCAUCACGCCACGCCCCUCCAGCCAGAUGUCGAACAAGUCGGGCUACAGCCUCUAUGGGCCCUACACGUCCCCGAGGGCCCGUGGCUUGGCCCCGCCCCCAAGCAACCAGCCCCUGGUCAACCCCGACAAAGUGGGGAAGGAGGCCGAGGUGGACGCCCUCACCAACCUCCUCGUGCAGUCCAUGGAUAGUACCAAUGACCCAGAGUUCUUUGGUGCGUAUGAAUCGUGCAUUUGUACUCGCUGUGGGGAAAAGGUUGUGGGAGAGGGCAGUGGAUGCACAGCGAUGGAACAGGUGUACCACAUCAAGUGCUUUGUCUGCAUAGUGUGUCACCUCCAGCUCCAGGGCAAGCCUUUUUAUGCUCUCGACUCUAAGCCAUAUUGCGAAGACUGCUACCUAAAUACUCUAGAGAAAUGCUGCGUAUGUACGAAGCCCAUUCUCGACCGCAUCUUACGAGCAACUGGGAAGCCCUACCACCCACAGUGCUUUACAUGCGUCGUAUGCAACAAGUCCCUGGACGGCAUUCCAUUCACAGUAGAUGCCUCAAAUCAGAUCCACUGUAUAGAUGAUUUCCAUAAAAAGUUUGCUCCUCGCUGUACUGUGUGCCACGAGCCUAUUAUGCCAGAGCCAGGAAAGGACGAGACAGUUAGAGUCGUUGCUCUCGACCGCUCAUUCCAUGUUAAUUGCUACAAGUGUGAGGACUGUGGGUUGGUGUUGUCCUCGGAGGCGGAGGGGAGGGGCUGUUACCCCCUCGACGGCCAUGUCCUGUGCAAGAGUUGCAACGCGCGUCGGGUACAAGCCAUCACCUCCAAGGUCACCACUGACCUGUAGGCGUAGACGGAGAGAGGGGGUUGGGGGGGAGGCUCCACCGCGCACUGAGCACCUUGUUUUUUACAGCACCGAGAGUGUCCUGAGGAUUGCCCUUGUUAGUCAAAGUUCAUGUUAUUUUUGAUGAUUAGGUUUGGCUUUUUUCUAGCCUUCCUUUUCUUUUACUCUUUUCAUUUAUUAGUAUUUUUCUUUGACUUUUUUUUCUUUUUUCUUUCAUCUUAUGCUUAAUGACAUUACCCACAUAUGUUUAUAAUGUGAAAAUAUAUAUAUAUACACAUGUACAUAUUG